UGAAUCAGCUCAGCUAAGCAGGCGAUAUUCAGCAAAGAUAAAGGACGCGAUUCAAUCAUGAAGCAGUGGCCAAUACUUUCAACUUUGGCGUCUGGCGUAAUCGUCGCUUUAGCAUGGCUAAGUGGAAUUGAAGCUCAGCAGAAUACGCCUGAUAUAAGAAAUUUUCUGAAUGGUGGUCUACCUAUAUGGGUGCGCUUCACGACCGCGGUACGAGGUCCUGACUGUAAAGUGGACAUCAUCGACAAUGUAGACGGAACUUACGUGAUGCUUCGCCGAUUUAUUGGUUACACGAAACUAAUAAUGAGUAAUUUUCAACAGUUUCUUGAAGCACAUCUUGGAUCGAGUAGCGAUGGGUCCAGAAGUGAAAGUUUAGAUGUAAUGAACGUGAGCAAGCGAGGUGCCGCUCCUACAAGCCAGGAAAGAUUAAUAUAUCUGAGUCAAAACAGAGAAUGCGGCAUUUUCGAAGUUGAAGAUCUAGUAAAUGCAGGCGCAGAUCGCACAUAUGAGCUACGGUCGAAAAAUCCACUAGGAGGCGAAGCCAAGGAUGAAGAAUGUUUGAUGAUGUACAACAAGACCACAAAAGGAAAAGCAAGAAGAAUUUCUGAGGAUGCCGCUUGUGAAGAUAUACUCAAAGGAAACGAUAAUCUUCUAACUUCCAUUAGCAUGGACGGAGGACGAGUGGGCUUGUAUAGAAUUAUGCUAGAAGGAUAUCCGAUCAGCCCUGCUACCGCAUUCCUUCAGUAUUUUGCCAUGAUACCAAUUUUGCGCCCAACGUGGGAGCUUGAGGCACACAUGGGUUACCUUCCCCCGAACUUUGGCGAGUGA
Dermacentor silvarum is the source of this 825-nucleotide messenger RNA. RefSeq lists its product as uncharacterized. Bases 58 to 825 code for a protein of 255 amino acids. The transcript is spliced from 5 exons. Lineage: Eukaryota; Metazoa; Arthropoda; Arachnida; Ixodida; Ixodidae. The record is from RefSeq and is a predicted model, not a curated record.